This is a messenger RNA of Aspergillus fischeri NRRL 181, 741 nucleotides long. Its product is annotated as putative oxidoreductase, short-chain dehydrogenase/reductase family. The record is from RefSeq and is a predicted model, not a curated record. Bases 1 to 741 code for a protein of 246 amino acids. NCBI's taxonomy places the organism in Eukaryota, Fungi, Ascomycota, Eurotiomycetes, Eurotiales, Aspergillaceae. The transcript has 2 exons. Gene Ontology annotation, molecular function: oxidoreductase activity.
AUGACCUUAUCCGGCCGUGUAGUCGUCGUUGCCGGUGCAUCCAAGGGCAUCGGCAGAGCCAUCGUCCUGCGUGCGGCCGCCGAGGGAGCCAGCGUGGUCAUCAACUACAUGUCCGACGUCAAGGGUGCCAACGCCCUGGUCGCUCAGAUUGGAAGUGAUCGUGCCAUUGCCGUGCGGGCGGACAUCUCCAAGACCGCGGAGGUUGACGAACUUAUCGAAGCCACAGUAGCUCGGUUCGGGCGGAUCGAUGUCCUGGUCCCCAACGCGGCCUAUGUGCCUGAGAGCGACCUGCGGAGUGUCACUGAGGAGGACUUUGACCGCGCCUUUGCUGUCAACGUCAAAGGGCCUUGUUUCCUCGCGAAGAAAGCCUUGCCUCACAUGCAGCCGGGGAGUACGAUCAUCUUCAUCUCGACGGACCUUACCGAUACGUCUUCGGUGCCACCACAUUUCCUUCUUUACGUAUCGACCAAGGGAGCGAUGAACCAGAUGGUCAAGGUCCUGGCGCGGGACCUAGCGAGCGCGGGAAUCCGCGUCAAUGCCGUUUCGCCAGGUGCAACGAGCACAGUGUCCUUCCACAAGGCCAUGGAUGAGACUCGGGUACAAAUGAUUGCGAGUCAUAACCCGUUCAACCGAAUCGCGGAGCCGGAUGAAAUUGCCGCAGCGGUUAGUUUGCUGUGGGGGAAGGAUAGCGCUUGGAUUUCGGGCCAGGUUCUGAGAGCCAACGGUGGUGGUGUCGUCUGA